This is a messenger RNA of Monopterus albus (swamp eel), 3138 nucleotides long. Its product is annotated as MORC family CW-type zinc finger protein 3. Gene Ontology annotation, molecular function: zinc ion binding; ATP hydrolysis activity. The transcript has 17 exons. The record is from RefSeq and is a predicted model, not a curated record. Gene Ontology annotation, cellular component: nucleus; nucleoplasm. NCBI's taxonomy places the organism in Eukaryota, Metazoa, Chordata, Actinopteri, Synbranchiformes, Synbranchidae. Bases 58 to 2667 code for a protein of 869 amino acids.
CAGAAUACGCACGCACUCACACACACACGCACACAAGAGGCUAAACAGUCGCAAAACAUGGCGAGGUUAAGCGAGCAUGGGAUUCGUCUGAGUUCCAUGAGCCCUUCCUUCCUGAACAGCAACUCCACAAGUCAUACAUGGCCUUUCAGCGCCGUGGCAGAAUUGAUAGACAAUGCAUCAGAUCCUGGUGUAUCCGCCAAACAGAUCUGGAUAGACGUCGUCGAUGAAGCCGGGCACCUCUGCCUAACUUUCACUGAUAAUGGCAGUGGCAUGACACCCAGCAAACUUCACAGGAUGCUGAGUUUUGGUUUUACCGAGAAGGGCUCGGGUAAGACCAGUCACCAGGCUAUCGGCGUGUACGGGAACGGUUUCAAGUCUGGUUCCAUGCGUCUGGGCCGUGAUGCACUGAUCUUCACCAAGAACGGCGGCUGCCAGACGAUGGGAAUGCUGUCUCAGACCUACCUAGAAAACAUCAAGGCCCAGGCCGUCAUUGUCCCCAUUGUGCCCUUCAACCAGCAAACCAAGUCACUGGUGGUGACAGAGGACUCACAGGCCAGCCUGGCAGCCAUCCUCCAGCACUCCAUCAUCACCUCCCAGGAGCAGAUACUUGCGCACUUUGACUCCAUCCUCUCCAAAAAAGGCACCAAGAUAUUAAUCUGGAAUAUUCGCAGGGCCAAAGAUGGCAAGCCUGAAAUUGACUUUGAGACCGAUGUGAAUGACUUUCGCUUGCCUGAGAUUCAGAUCGAGGAGCUGAAGAAGGGACAGAGGAACAGUGGGGUCCUGAGGGCAGAGCAGAACAUCUCAGACAUACACUACAGUCUCAAGGCCUACCUAAGUGUUUUGUAUCUAAAGCCAAGGACACAGAUCAUACUGAGGGGGAAGAAGAUUCUCACUAAGCUGGUGUCAAGGGGGCUGACACACACUGAGCAUGAUGUGUAUAAACCCCACUUCAGCAAAGAGAAAGUGAAGGUGACCUUUGGGCUGAACCCAAAAAACAAAGACCACUAUGGCAUCAUGAUGUACCACAAGAACCGACUCAUUAAGGCCUAUGAGAAAGUGGGCUGCCAGCUGAAGACCUCGGGUCAGAGAGCAGGAAUCGGUGUCGUCGGUAUUAUAGAGUGUAACUUUCUGAAACCCGCUCACAAUAAGCAAGACUUUGAGUACACCAAGGAAUACAGACUCACUCUUGGUGCUUUGGGCCUAAAACUCAACGACUACUGGAAGGAGGUGACAGAGAAGAAGGCCAGAGAACGAGCUUAUCAGGCGCUAGACAGAAAUGGAAAUGAAGAUAAGCCUGAUGCUGACAAGGGUCCCAUAUGGUUACAGUGUGAAGAGUGCCUGAAAUGGCGGAGCAUCCCUGCACAUCAUUACAGUGUGAUUCCUGAAAGCUGGAACUGCAGUCAGAACCCCAACCCACGUUACAGAAGCUGCUCUUCACCAGAGGAAGCAGAAGAGAGUGAGGAGCUGUUAACACCCAGCUACCAGAAAAACCACAAGAAACAAGAGUGUUACAAAAACAGAAAACGAGAAAAAUCACUAGAGGACGAACUGACGGAACCUUACGUCCUCUCAGUUAGCUCAUCAGAGCCCAGCCACCACAGCUCCCAGUCCACACACACACCUGAUCACAUAGGAUGCCACUCAGAUGAAAACACACUCGAUGAACAUCAUCAGACAAACACAGAUCAUCACACAGACACAUACACAAAUCAUGAUGAGGAGAUGCAGAACAAGGUCACAGCUGAAUUUGCACACACACUGAAGCCUGUCGGAACAAACAUGGUCAGUAAAGACGAGACACAAAUCACAGAGGGACAGGUGGAAAAUGAGACAGACAUGGAGCCAGUGGAGAGAGAAGAGGAGAGCACAGACACAAUAAGCCACAAAAGGAAAUCGGAAUUAUUUUACUGUGUGACAAAGAAGCCGUGUCUCCAGGAGUCCGACUCAGAGAAUAUGGCAGAAGACAUGAAUCAUGAGAAACAAACAAAUGCCUCUGAGACCCUUUCUUUGAAGAAAACCAAACAAGACAGUAGCAGUCAAGCAGAGGAGACGAGCGACACGGCACAGGAGCCACCCUCCAGCCCCACCUGGACCUGCUCGCUCCCCUUCACCCAGACGGUGGUGGUCUCUGCACUGAAUCUAACAGAAGCGCCAACCAGCAGUCCACUGCCACCUAAAGCGAGUGACCAGGAGGCUCAAGUGGAUACACUGGCUGGACUGCAGAAGGAGGUUCAGAGGCUGAGGAGGCUGCUAGGUCAGGAAACCACAAAGACAAGUCAAGGCACGAUGACAGUAGCUGACAGCAGCACUGACAAGCCAAAUGAACCAUCACCACACACAGCAAAGAGAGCAGUCGGCUGCCAGACGGAUAUGGCUGAGAGCUCUACUUCCUCCAGUGGACUGGCCCAGGGUCAGAGACUUGUAUGCGAGUCAAACGGAACCAGGAAGGAGAAGAGUGAAACUCAGAGCAGGACAAGAGUCAGUGACAGCGAAGCCUGUGAAGACCCCAGACUGGCACUGGAGAAUCUGCGUGACAUCCGCAACAACGUGGUGGUGCUUCUCACGGCCCUCCUGCCCCAACUGGACCUGGCUGGCAUCAGUAUGGACACCACCGAUGUAGACAACAUCCUGCAGCAGAUCAUAGAGGUCAACUCACUGAAACUAUGAUCAGCAGAUCUCUUUUAGCAGAGGUUGAUAUUUUUCCUACAUUCAUAUACAAGGUUUUGUUUGAUAAGACCAUGUAGAAUCCAAAUAUACAGUAGGUGGUUAUAACUAUCAUGUAAUGCUCCCUUGGAAAGUCCUUCUCACGUUAUUGUUUUAUUAUGGAUAAACUCUGUAAUAUAUUUUAUGUCCAGAUAUAAGUGUGCAGGUGGUCAUAAUAACUUGCAUUGCCUCAAAAUGCCUCCAGUGACAGUUUUACCAGGGCAGCACACCAUUACUGAUAUUGGUAUACACUGCUGAUGUAGUAUUCUGUUUAUACAAAAGUCUGUGAAAAUAGGAUAAAAAUCUGAGGCACUGUUUUACAUGAUCAUAUUCUCAACUGGGCGGCACGGUGGGUAGCGUCUUUGCCUCACAGUGAGAAGGUUGCAGGUUCGCGACCUUUCUGUGCGGAGUUUGCAUGUUCUCCCCGUGCUUGCG